AAAAUAUUAAUUUUGAGUCGACAACAUAUAUCCGCAAAAUUCGGAUUAUGGAGAAUUUCGUUAAAUUUCAAUUGCACUGACAAGCAAACCACAGUCGCCAUCUUGGGUAGUUAAUAAACGUUGCUUAGAUACGCAUCGCCAACGUUUAGUGAAUCUUAUCGAUCUUAUCAAAAAAUACUUUUCGUCAGUCGUUGACGUUUCGCGAAAAUAUUGUUUUUGACACUUUUUAUGAUAUACUUUUUGUUAUGUGUUUUUUCUUUAAACCUAAGAUUGGCCGAUUGCGAUAAAAACCAUAGAAAGAAGAAUAAUAACCAUAACCUCAAAGUCGAAGUUUUAGUUCAAAAUGUCAUUUAGUUGUUCAAAUGUCAUAGUCAUUUACUUUGUUUGGAUUACACACAUCAUGCCGAAAAUCCCGAAUCUCCGUGCAUUUGGUAAACAUUGUCACAAUUGUGGAAAGUGGAUGGAGCGAAGGGCUCUUCGUAAAGAUGUGACAUGCAAUUUUUGUAAUGGCAAAAUAUUUGCAAGAGAUGGCAAACAAAAGCAAAUGUGCAGUCGAUGUGUGGAAUGCGACAACAUUAUACUCGAUAAUUUCAAUUAUUGCGAGUGCUGUGGGUGUAAAAUGAAAAAUAAUACUUAUUACCGGAUAGAGAUGUCGAUAACGAAGAGUUGAAUGUUAGAACUUAUGAAAAUAUUAUUUACAACUCAUUUCGAGAAGCUGCUCAAGCAAGAGGGCUCCUUUUUGACGAUCAAGAAUGGGAAAGAUGUUUGAAUGAAGCAAUUGAUUUUAAACUUCCUCGGCAAUUAUUUCGAGUUCGAAGAUUCGAUGAUGUAAAAAUUCAAAUUAUCAAUACCACUGAACAAGGCUUGAAAGGUGAUUAAUAUUUAUCGAAAAAUGUUAUAUAUAGAGAAAUUUUGUGAUAAUCAACCUCUGAUGUAUAAUAGAGAAUAUUUUUUUAUAAGUACCUUUGCCAAAUUCUCGGAUAAGUACUCAUUGUAAAAUUACAAUUUACAUAUACUUCCUAAUAUUAUUCUUGAUUUAGCCAAUUUGGAUAAAGAACCACAAUUUCAUAUUUUAUUUUUAAAAUUAGUAAGUACUUAUCUACCUGACAACUGGUCACUCACAAAACACCACAGGGAAAAGCUUGAACGCUGUCAAAGAGCCAUGGAAAGGAGUAUGACCGGCAUAAAGAAACAAGACAGAGUAAGAAGCAGCACGAUACGACAAAAAACCAAAAUAGUGGAUAUACUAACACGCAUUGACCAACAGAAGUGGAGGUGGACUGGCCACAUGAUGAGAGACCCGCAAAACAAAUGGAGUACAGUUGUCUCCGAUUGGUACCCCAGAGAUGGCAAACGCAACAGAGGACGUCAACAAAUGCGAUGGGAAGACGACUUGAGACUCACGGCAGGAAAUAAGUGGCGAAGAGUGGCAAGGGACAGAACCCAAUGGAAGAAGUUAGAGGCCUAUGCCAAGAGGCACACUGAACUACGAGACAUAUUGUAGUGUAAAUAAUAUUUUAUGUAUGUUUUUGUAACUAUGUUUUGGUUCAGAAUAAAAGGCUUAUUAUUAU
Helicoverpa zea (corn earworm) is the source of this 1571-nucleotide messenger RNA. RefSeq lists its product as uncharacterized. The record is from RefSeq and is a predicted model, not a curated record. Bases 344 to 670 code for a protein of 108 amino acids. NCBI's taxonomy places the organism in Eukaryota, Metazoa, Arthropoda, Insecta, Lepidoptera, Noctuidae. The transcript is spliced from 5 exons.